AGUUAUUUGACCAAGUCGUCUCAUACAAAAUCCUGUUGUUGACCAAGGUCGCCCCGUCAAUAUGCGGUGAUUACUGUGGGAAAACUUGUCGGUCGACUUAGUAAGGGGCGACUUUCCGAUUCAAGAUGGCGGCCUGCAUGAGAAGAAAAUUUCUUAGGAAUUCGGGUCAGUUUUUGCGAGGAUACUUCGGAGAAAGUGGCCUGUCAUGUAAAGUGCAGAGAUGUUCUUGUUCUUCCAAGUCAUUUGAUUCAAAUAAAGGUGCUUCAAAGCUGUUUCUGUCCGAUGAAGUGCAAAGCAUCUUGAAGAGAAUAACUGGGAUGGAUCUAAGCAAAGUUUUCCGCCACACCAAAGAAAAAUUAGAAGCACCAACUUACAGACUUGUCAGCGAUGCUAAACUAAAACAGCUUGAGGAGGAGGCUAAGAAAACGGCUGAGAAGAGACUACAGAUGCCUCCUGUGAUUGAAGAGAGAACAGAGAUUGAUGAAGUAUUAGCAGAGAAUCCAGAGCUGGAAGGUUUAGAGUCGUCAAAGUUUGUCUUCACAGAUAUAACAUACGACCUGAGUGACAGGGAGCGUUUUAUUGUUGUUCGGGAACCAAACGGCGUGUUGCGCAAAGCUAAGUGGGAAGAGCGUGAUCGUAUUCUCCAGAUUUAUUUCCCCCGGUCCCAACGCCAGCUUGUACCACCACCGCUGUUUGAGGAUGAACGGCUUCAAGGUAUGUUUGACCAGGAUAGACAUGAAUAUCUACUGGAUGCAGCUUGUGUGCAGUUUGAACCUGAUGCCAAAGAUUUCAUCCGGAUCCAUCAAAAAACAUAUGACGACAUAGACGCCAAAGAGAAACAUAAUCUUCUCAGAUCAACGCGACACUUUGGUGGACUUGCCUUCUAUUUGUCGAGGAAACAACAAAUUGACGGACUGUUGGUUGAUAUGAUUAAGAGACACCUUAUUUCCGAUGCAGUUGAUGUGGUUCAUUUGACGCAUCUUAUGGCACCAGACUCUCCAUCAGCCGUGGAGGUUAAAAACAACAAGCUAGAAGGGAUUGACGCUCUGAAGGUAUUUAUUGAGAAGGAUGCCAAGCAAACAGGAUUAUUAGAACUUGUCCUACAGUCUUAUGAGAAUGAUGUUGCUAACCAAGAAACAGAUACCGAGGAGCAAGUUAGUGACAGCCAGAGAUGAAGAAA
This is a messenger RNA of Asterias rubens (European starfish), 1180 nucleotides long. RefSeq names its product 28S ribosomal protein S22, mitochondrial-like. Bases 126 to 1175 code for a protein of 349 amino acids. The transcript is spliced from 8 exons. The record is from RefSeq and is a predicted model, not a curated record. Gene Ontology annotation, cellular component: mitochondrial small ribosomal subunit. Lineage: Eukaryota; Metazoa; Echinodermata; Asteroidea; Forcipulatida; Asteriidae. Gene Ontology annotation, molecular function: structural constituent of ribosome.